Messenger RNA from Plodia interpunctella (Indianmeal moth), 2599 nucleotides. RefSeq names its product probable mitochondrial glutathione transporter SLC25A40. The record is from RefSeq and is a predicted model, not a curated record. Gene Ontology annotation, cellular component: mitochondrion. The coding region runs from base 106 to 1194 and encodes 362 amino acids. Lineage: Eukaryota; Metazoa; Arthropoda; Insecta; Lepidoptera; Pyralidae. The transcript is spliced from 9 exons. Gene Ontology annotation, biological process: mitochondrial transmembrane transport.
GACUUUGACAGUUAGUAAAAACAUAUGAGUCUGAAUCGGAAGAACAUUGAUUGAUACAAUUAUUUGAAAAAUAAAUAUCUAGACACUGCAAGCAAAUCUAAUGCCAUGAUUCGAGAAGACGAUCCUCAGUUCAGGAUUACUCCAUUCCAGCAAAUGGCAUCGGCUUGUACCGGUGCACUGAUAACCUCGUUGUUUAUGACACCAUUGGACGUAGUAAAAAUACGAUUGCAAGCUCAACAGAAGGCUCUUCUAUCGAAUAAAUGUUAUUUGUACUGCAAUGGCCUUAUGGAACACUUAUGUCCUUGCGGAGACUCCGCAUGGAUACCUAGACGGGUACAUUUUCAUGGAACUAUGGAUGCAUUCUACAAAAUAGCUAAAAUAGAAGGUGUGCCAGCAUUAUGGUCUGGACUAAGUCCGACAUUGGUCCUAGCUCUUCCUUGUACUGUUAUUUAUUUUGUCUCAUAUGAACAAUUACGAUAUAAAAUGAAAACAACAUAUAAUGCAAUCACUACUACUAGUAAGUCAACACAGCCAUUAUGGAUACCACUUAUUGCUGGGGCUACAGCUAGGAUAACUGCUGUCACUAUUGUUAGCCCCUUAGAACUUAUUAGAACAAAAAUGCAAUCUAAGAAAUUGACAUAUGCCGAAAUAACAUCUGCACUACGAGAUGUAGUGAAGUAUGAAGGCUAUAGAGGUCUGUUCCGAGGCUUAGGGUCUACACUUUUGAGGGAUGUGCCAUUUUCAGGCAUGUAUUGGACAAUGUUUGAGUCAACCAAGCGAGUGUUCAAUCGACCAGAUUCAGAAAAGAAUUCAUUUCUAUUCAAUUUUUUCUGCGGUUCUGUGGCUGGCAGUGUUGCUGCUUUUGUUACUUUACCCUUUGAUGUGGUUAAAACACAUCAACAAAUAGAACUGGGUGAAAAGGAAAUCUAUACAGAUGGAAAAGUACAACAGCGAGCAUCAAAUAUGAAGGAUAUUGCUAAAAACAUCUACAAGAACCACGGUGUGAAAGGUCUAUUCACUGGUCUAUUGCCGAGGAUAUUCAAAGUGGCGCCGGCGUGCGCCAUCAUGAUCGCGACGUUCGAGUACGGGAAACAGUUCUUCAGGCAAUACAACUCGCAGAAAUACAAAGAGAAAAUGCAGAGGCAUCAAGAAGUCGUUCUUAUGGGCAACGUCAACAAUAAUGAUUACUCUUAGAGCGGAUCAAUGUGACUAUACUAUGCUUUAACGCAUUGUUGUAUAAUAUGUGAUAAACGACUGUACCCCUUACAGUUAUUGUAGUUUUAAUUUUUGUAGGUUAUAUUUUUUGACAGAUAAUUCUAAUCUUGGGUUGUCAUUCAAUCAAAUGAACAAUGUGUAGAAAGAGAAAACUAUAGACACCGUCAUAUCUUUCGUUUUGCUCAAACAAUAUAGAGAAACAUACAUUAGAAAUAUUAACGAAACGGGACAAAACGCCCUUUUGUUCAACAUCGUGUGUCCGAUUUAUAUCGCCUACCUUGCUGCAAAUAUAAGAUAGGCCAGGGUAUGGGAAUAUUCUAUCUCAUGUGGCUACGCUAACUCGGUGUCUAUACUUCCCUUUGUCUUGUCUUUGGUUUGUGUACAUAAUGGGGAAAAGUAUUGUUGGUUAAUCCUUAUUGGUACACGGAAUACGGUACCAUAAUAAAUGUAAACGAGAUUUAUGGAAGUAUAUUCUAUGAUGACUAAUAUAGAAUAGUUACCAGUUUAGUAGACAUUUCCCGUGAUAUUCGGAUCGAAUAUUGUUUUAUUUAUUCGUAUUACUUAAAAUAUAUCUGUACUUUUCUGUAAUAUUUCAGUCACAAAAAAUGUUAGAUUUAUUUGUGUUGUGUUACAGUGUCCCAUCAAUGUAAUUUUAAUGUUAUUUAUGGGUUGUUUUCUUACAUGUAAUAAGUUUCAACAACUCUUUUAUUUUCAUAUACACUAACAGAUAUGGGACCAGAUUACAUAUCAAAAUACAAAUUAAACGUUUUAGUUGAUAAAAAUAUUAAUAUUAUCUAUUCUACUAUUACAUUAUCAUAUUUUUUAAAAUCUUGCAACUUAAAAAUUCCAUAAAUUUUAAUGUGACAAUGUAUUUAUUUAUUAUUAUCUCCUUCUUAAUUAUUAUAUUGUUAUUUUUUUGGAUAAAGGAAGAUUUUAAAAGAAACAAAAGUUUCCAGGUUUAUUUUUUCGAUUUUAAUUAAAUGACCAGGAAUAUAAUAUUUUUAAAAAUCUUAUGCACUAUAUAGUCUUAAUUUGAAAUAGCAUGUACAUAUAAUGUAAUACAUUAAUGUGAUGGUGUGGAUAACAGGAUCAAUAUCACCGGUCACAACAUCAGUGUUACAGUACAUUCAUCUGCUGAUUUUAAUAAGACUAGAUUUCCGAUUGAAUGAACUUUCGCUAUAGCUGUUUUUUAUGUGUUUUGUUUUGUAAAUAAUAUUGUUUUUGUUUUGUUAUUACGUUUUAUUCCAGUCGAAUAGAGCCUACUUCACACAAAGAUAUGAUUGGUGUUAUUUAUCAUUUGUUAUGUAUGGUAUAAUGGUUCAAUGCCAUUGUAAAUAACUUUUAGUAUUCUCAAAAAAGCAAAUUACACCUAGAUGUGAAAGAA